AUGCGUACUCAGUCGGUUCUGUCGAUUAUCGUGGCCGCGGCCAUCGGUCGCGUUGCCGCUCAGGAGGAACCCGUCACUGGUGAGCUUGGUGACGCCCCCAUCGUUGAGGGCAACCCGCCCGGUGUCGUCUACGAGGCCGUCCUUCCCGAGGACCCCUUCUUCGCCGGCGUCGACAUUGAGGGCAACGUCAAGGGCUCCAUCACGGCCAUCUCAGCUCCCGACGGCGUUGGUGUCGAAUUCAAGGUCACUUUCUCGAACCUGCCCAAGGAGGGUGGCCCCUUUGCCUACCACAUCCACGACUCUCCGGCCACCGACGGCAACUGCACCUCGACUCGCGCUCAUCUUGACCCCUACAAGCGCGGCCAGGCCAUCCCCUGCAACCCCGAGGCCCCCGAGACCUGCGAGGUCGGCGAUCUUUCCGGAAAACACGGCUUCGUUGAGUCAUCCGACGACCCUUUCGAGGCCACCUACGUCGACCCUUACUCGUCUCUCAUCGAGGGCCAGGGCUCCUUCUUCGGCAACCGCAGCUUCGUCCUUCACUUCAGCAGCAACCUCACGCGCAUCACGUGCGCCAACUUUGAGCUCAAGGCUGGAGGAUCUCUGCCGCAGCCCCCCAAGCCCGGACACGGCGACAACUGCACUUCGAGCCGCGUCCCCGGCGUCCCGGCCCCCACGGGUGUCGUGCCCGAGCCGACCGAAAGCGAGAGCCUCGUUCCCGUGCCUACUGCUGCCGCCAUCAUGAGCACCGUCCCCAUCGGCCUUCUUGGCUUGGGUGUCAUGGCUGCCGUGUUUGGCCUGUAA
Messenger RNA from Verticillium dahliae VdLs.17, 801 nucleotides. RefSeq names its product cytosolic Cu/Zn superoxide dismutase. Gene Ontology annotation, biological process: removal of superoxide radicals. The record is from RefSeq and is a predicted model, not a curated record. The coding region runs from base 1 to 801 and encodes 266 amino acids. Gene Ontology annotation, molecular function: copper ion binding; superoxide dismutase activity. The transcript is spliced from 2 exons. Lineage: Eukaryota; Fungi; Ascomycota; Sordariomycetes; Glomerellales; Plectosphaerellaceae. Gene Ontology annotation, cellular component: extracellular region.